AUGAUCACGUUGGAUAGGAAGCUUGAUGUCUUGGUCAAGGCUUUCAAUGGUUCGAAUCUUGGCAACCAAGCUUGUGGAAUUUGCUCACUUUCGGAUCACUCUACAGAUUCAUGUCCGAAUGGUGCUUUGAGUGAGGCGGAGUUGAACUUUAUGGUCCCUGCUGAUCCGAAAUCCACUCAAGCCGUGCUUGAGAAAGGUAAGUCUUUUAGCUCUAAUGGUUUAGUUUCUACUAAUGUCCAUGCUCGUGCCCCUUUCCUCAACAGGUUUGCUAAAUCAAAGCACGAUGAAGCUGAUCAUGCAAUGAUUGAGUUAUUCAAGAAGGUGGAAGUAAACAUGCCAUUGCUUGAGUGCAUUCAACAAAAUCCAAAGUAUGCGAAAUUCUUGAAAGAGUUGUGCACCAACAAGAGGCUACCACGAGAGAAGGAUGUAGCGGUAAUGAAUAAAACAAUCUCUGCGGUUUUUCAAAGGAAACUACCACCUAAGCUUAAGGAUCCAGGGAGUUUUUCGAUUCCAUGCACCAUUGGUACUCAUAGUUUUGAUAAGAUCAUGUUAGAUCUAGGUGCUUCGAUUAAUGUUAUGCCCUCUUAUCUUUAUGCGGACUUAGGUCUAGAUUUCUAUGUCAUUGACAUGGAACCGGCGGAUGCAGAUGACAAAAAAAUUCCCAUUCUAUUGGGAAGGCCAUUCAUGAGAACCGCAAGGACCAAAAUUGAUGUCUACUUAGGGGAACUAACUUUCGAAAUAGAUGGAGACAUCAUUAGUUACAAUGUUUUUGAUGCGAUGAGGUAUCCACUUCCUGAACUUUUUCGAGAUUUCUUUUCUAUUGAUGUUGUGGAUGAUCUUGCGGAUGAAUAUGUGGAGACAAUAGCUCAAGACACCUUGGCACUCACCUUGGCAAAAGGAAUCAGAUUUGAUGCCAUGGGGAACAACAUCACCUUAGCUCAAUACACCGUGCCUCUGCCCUUGCUUGAGAUCGUGCAGUCGCUUGAGGUGGCUGCCGAGGUAUGCUACUCCUCCCCUAGUCCAAUUCUCUUUCCAUCUAACAAGUUUCUUCCUUCCAUUAUCCAAGCCCCAAAAUUAGAUCUCAAGGUUCUUCCGGAACAUUUGAAGUAUGUGUAUUUGGGAGAGAAUGAAACGUUGCCAGUUAUCAUAUCAUCAUCACUAGAGAAGGAGCAAGAGGAGAGAUUGAUCGAAGUUUUGAAAAGACACAAGAUGGCCAUAGGUUGGACCUUAGCCGACAUCAAGGAAAUUAGUCCUACAAUGUGUGUUCAUCGAAUUUUGCUUGAAGAUGGAGCAAAACCGACCAAGGAGGGUCAACGACGUCUUCAUCCACCUAUGAUGCAAGUUAAGAGCGGAAUCACGGUGGUGAGGAAUGAUGAAAACGAGCUUGUGCCGCAAAGGACCGUAACCGGCCACCGAGUGUGUAUCGAUUAUAGGAGGCUCAAUGCAACAACAAGGAAGGAUCACAUGCCGUUGCCAUUUAUUGAUCAAAUGCUUGAGAGGUUAGCCGGUCAUUCCUUCUAUUGUUUUCUUGACGGUUAUAGUGGUUACAAUCAAAUACGUGUUGCGGAAGAGGAUCAAGAGAAGACAACGUUUACAUGUCCCUUUGGCACUUUUGCCUACCGCCGCAUGCCUUUUGGUUUGUGCAAUGCUCCAGCUACGUUUCAAAGAUGCAUGUACCACAUAUUUUCUGAGUUCAUAGGUUCUAUGAUUGAAGUCUUUAUGGAUGAUUUUUCUGUUUAUGGUGGAGAUUUCGAUGCAUGUUUAGAAAAUGUAGAACUUGUGCUUAGGAGAUGUGAGGAAACUAAUCUUGUGCUUAAUUGGGAAAAAUGUCACUUCAUGGUUACUCAGGGUAUAGUACUCGGCCAUAUUGUUAGUUCUAGGGGUAUUGAGGUUGAUAAAUCUAAGAUAGAUCUUGUGCGUCACUUACCCAUCCCCACAAGUGUGAGGGAUGUUCGAAGCUUUCUUGGACAUGCAGGUUUUUAUCGUCGAUUUAUCAAAGAUUUCUCCAAGAUAGCUCGGCCCUUGAGUUUGUUGCAAAAAGAUGUGCCCUUCCACUUUGAUGCCGAGUGCAAGGAGGCUUUUGAGCGGUUGAAAACCAUGUUGACAUCGGCGCCGAUCAUGGCGCCACCGGAUUGGUCCUUGCCCUUCGAGUUGAUGUGUGACGCCUCAGACUAUGCCGUGGGGGCUGUGCUCGGACAGAGAAAAGAACAGCAGCCGUAUGCCAUAUAUUAUGCCUCUCGGAUGCUCAAUGAUGCGCAACAGAACUACACCACCAUCGAGAAAGAACUUCUUGCCGUGAUCUUUGCUUUGGAUAAGUUUCGUUCUUCCUUACUCCAAUCUAAAGUUAUUGUUUACACUGACCAUGCGGCUUUGAAGUAUUUGUUGACAAAGAAGGAUGCCAAGCCGAGAUUGAUAAGGUGGAUAUUGCUUCUCCAAGAGUUCGAUUUGGAAAUCAAAGACAAGAAGGGGUCGGACAACGUUGUUGCCAACCACCUUAGCCGGUUUGUGUCGUAA
Molecule: messenger RNA, 2514 nt
Organism: Fragaria vesca subsp. vesca
Lineage: Eukaryota; Viridiplantae; Streptophyta; Magnoliopsida; Rosales; Rosaceae
Exons: 5
Coding region: 1-2514 (837 amino acids)
Source: RefSeq, a predicted model, not a curated record